AAUUUCUUCUGUUUGAAUCGAAUUGGCAUUGGAGCCAAAUUAGUUUCUAAAACUUGCAAUUAGCUGUAUUAUUACACCAAACACAGUAAAACAUGCACCGCUGCAUGUUAAGGUUUGCUGAGCAGCACUGGCAGGGUUCAGUCCGCUGUAUGAGCUCCACGGUCGGGAAGAGGAGAGCUCUACGUGGCCUCUUCCCAGUGCUGGACCUGCCUCUGCAGCCCAUCCAGCGUCACGUGUAUGAAGCAAACCUGAGAAACAGCAUUGCCUGCCAUAAGAAGUACACAGAGUUCAGGGAGAAGGUGAGGAAAGGGGGAGGGGAGAAUGCCAUAUCCAGACACACUCAGAGAAACAGGAAGUUGCUGGUUAGUGAUCGGCUGAAGCUCCUGUUGGAUGACGAGGAAUUCCUGGAGCUCUCGCCAUUUGCUGGUUUGGGUCUGGCAUACGGGGACAUCCCUUCAGCUGGCUGUCUGACCGGCAUCGGCAGGAUCAAUGGGCUAUGGUGUGUGAUUAUUGCCAACGAUGCGACUGUGAAAGGUGGCACAGGGUAUCCAAUCACAGUGAAGAAGCAACUACGAGCACAAGAAAUAGCAAUCCAGAACCGGCUGCCCUGUGUCUACCUGGCCGACUCUGGCGGAGCUUUUCUACCACUGCAGUCAGAGAUCUUUCCUGACAAGAACCAGGGCGGAAGGACGUUCUACAAUGAAGCCAUCAUGUCUGCCAUGAAGAUCCCCCAGGUGGCGGUUGUUUGCGGCUCGUGCACAGCGGGGGGAGCUAUCAUGCCUACAAUGGCGGAGGAGACGGUCAUGGUAAACCGGAUAGGAACCAUAUUCCUGGGAGGACCUCCACUCGUGAAAGCUGCUACAGGAGAGGAGGUGACAACAGAAGACCUGGGAGGAGCCAGGCUUCACGCCGAGGUGAGUGGGGGUGUGGACCACUUUGCGUGGGAGGAAAAGGAGGCGUUCACUUACACUAGAAACAUCAUAUCCACCCUCAAUUUCCAACUGCCUGAGGAAGAGGAGGAUAUGAAGAAGAGGAAAGCAGAAGAGGAGCCGCUUUACAGCUCAGAGGAGCUGCUGGGUCUCGCUCCUCAGAGUUACACAUACAGCCUGGAUGUUAAAAUGAUAAUCAGUCGGCUGACAGAUGGGAGCUGCUUCCAGGAGUUUAAAGCUCGCUAUGGAACCACUCUCGUCACUGGCUUUGCAAAGAUACAUGGCAACCUGGUGGGAAUAGUAGCCAACAACGGAGAGCUUUCACACGAGGCUGCACUGAAAGGAACCCAUUUCAUCCAGCUGUGUGAUCAGAGAGACGUCCCACUCGUCUUCCUCCAGAACACGGCACCCGCAGCACCACUAACACUGUCCACGGAGCAGGCAGAGAUGAACAGUAAUCGUCUGAAGGCUCAGGGUUCGAUGAUGUCAGCCGUAGCAUGUGCCGCUGUCCCUAAAAUCACCGUGGUGAUUGGUGGUUGCUAUGGCGCCGACAGCUAUGCUAUGUGCGGACGGGCAUUUGACCCCAACUUCCUGUUCCUGUGGCCCAACGCCAGAGUGUCCAUGACGGCUCCGGGUCACGCUGCCUCUCUGCUUUCUCCCAAUGAUGAGCAGGAGGACGAGCAGAAGAAGCAGGAGGAGAAGCUAAACAGGAGGUUGGAGGAGGAAAGCUCGGCUUUCUUUUCCUCCGGGAGGCUGUGGGAUGAUGGAGUCAUUCUGCCACAGCACACCAGAAAGGUUCUCAGUGACUCUCUGGACAUCAUCAAACAGCAGCAGUAUCAGCUGUCUGCAGAGAAGCUUCGGCCAACGCUUCUACGUAUUUAAAAGUUCCUCCGUCCUCUUCACUCGUCCAGGAGUUUCUAUGUUUAAUUCAGAUUUGGAUGCAGAUUUUUUCUUUUUUUUGAUUCAUAAUAAUAGAUCUUUUCAGCUGGACUGGAAGCAGCAUUUCAGAAAUGAGGACUGUCUUAUCCACAUGCAAGUGGCUCAUUUUAAACAGUUUCUUGCACACAAGCUUCAAAAACUCUGUUAACAUGAACUCUCACAGACAGCUGAAAUAUUUAGCGUUGGUACCAUAAAGAACUUUUGGAAAGGAUCUUUUACACAGAUAAUCAGGUGAACAUGUCGUAUUUUAUCUAUUAUGUCCAAACAUCUGAGAAAAUCCUGGAAAAUGUUGCAAAAGUGCCUCAUCAGAGUUAGUUUUUCUUCCUUGCCCACUGUGCUGUUUACAGAAGGUUAACAAGAUGGCUAUUUGCUCAACUUUAACAAGCACAUCGACAUCCAGAGCUACAAAGACUUGACACUUAACAUGAAGCUUUAAUGCCUGCAGCCCAGUGGUCUGUUUUAGUUAAAGAGCAUAUUGCAGAUUGGAGACCCCUGUGAAUCAAUGUGUACGAAAAUAAUGUAGGAACUGAAUUUUCAUUGAAAUACGCAUAAAUAUAUACUACAGUGACCUCCGGAGUUGUUUUUGUGAGAGAAUUUUACUUCCGCAACUGAAAAAGCUGAACCGGAAGUGACGUAGCACCGGGGAGUGCGGUGAAUUUCAACAAUAGGAAAAAUAAUGGAUCUUAGUGACACUGAAGAGGUUGUGAAUGUGUAUUCACACCAAUACGACGGGCCACAGCCUUAUAAUUACGAACCCGUUAGGGCCCCCACGUUCUUUUGAUUGACAGCUGAAACUUGCUUUUUAAAAGGCUGAUUUAUGGGUCCGCGUUACACCAACGCAGACCCUACGGCGUAGGGUACGCGGCGACGCACCGAACGCUGCGUGCGCCGCGUAACCUACGCCGUAGGCUACACCGUCGAUUUUACGCGGAGCCAUAAAUCAGCCUUUAUUCACCGCAGCACCCGUGCUCCUGAAAGAAACUCCGAAAAUAACUCCUAAAAGAUGGGUGAGUACUUGUAAUCUGUCUACGUUUGUACUUUCUAAACAGAAAACAAGCUUAUUAUCUUCUCUUUUCUCUGAUUAAAUGCAUCUGAAAUAGCCGGGUAUUUUUAAAACCGAAUAUUUCCCCCCCUUCGUUUAUAAAAUAAUUUGUAUCCACAUUACAUCGUUGUUAAAAAAAAAAAACUUUCCACACAUAACUGAAGAUAUAUGCGUCUUCAACCACAUUCAUAAGCAUUCCAAACCUGUAGUAGAUCAUCUGUUCCUCCGGCCUCCGGGCCAGCCUCCGGGCCGCAGCUCCCUGAGAUCCGCGUCUCCUUCUCGGUAACGAGCUUGAGUCUCCCGUGUCCCACCACGGAGCUGCCGCGUUAAAUCGGCGCAGCCCUACGCCGAACCCUACGGCGUAGGGCUGCGUCGGUGUAACGCAGUAAACGUGGUCAAGAGCAGAGACCAUUAAUUUAAUAAAUAGCUUGGAGAACAGAUGGUGGAUCAUCUGUAGU
Cololabis saira (Pacific saury) is the source of this 3368-nucleotide messenger RNA. RefSeq names its product methylcrotonoyl-CoA carboxylase beta chain, mitochondrial-like. Gene Ontology annotation, biological process: L-leucine catabolic process. The transcript has 12 exons. The record is from RefSeq and is a predicted model, not a curated record. Bases 93 to 1811 code for a protein of 572 amino acids. Gene Ontology annotation, molecular function: methylcrotonoyl-CoA carboxylase activity. Gene Ontology annotation, cellular component: mitochondrion; methylcrotonoyl-CoA carboxylase complex. NCBI's taxonomy places the organism in Eukaryota, Metazoa, Chordata, Actinopteri, Beloniformes, Belonidae.